GAGAGGAGAGGAGAGGAGGAGAGAGACAGAGAGAGAUUGGAGGUGGGGAGAGAGGAGAGGAGGAGAGAGAGAGAAGAGGAGAGGAGGGGAGAGAGGAGAGGAGGAGAGGGAGAGAGAGAGAUUGGAGGUGGGGAGAGGGAGAGACUGACUUGGAGAGAGAAGGAGGGAAGGAGGGCUGAGAGCAAGGAGGAGCGAGUCGGGGGCGGAGACGAGGAAGUGGGUGCGAGGCGUGGGGCGCAGGCCGUGCGCGCCGCCCGCUCCAUCGCUGCCCGGAGCGCAGCCGGCGCGGGCGCGGGACCGAGGCGAGCCGGGUGCGGAGCCAGUGCCCGCAGCAGCUGCACCAGCUCCCAUUCUCCAGAGACCCCAGAGAGGGAGAUCCCCAGACCCUGACCCCAUCACGUGGAUGGGAGUAGGCACCAGCUAUGGAGAACAACACAGCUGUGUCUCCACGUGAUCCCUCCUGCAUGACACCAAAGCCACCUCCAGACACACACCCCAGUGCCUCAAUCUCUAUGCAGAACCUGGAGAGCAGAGACCUGCCUCAGACCCAGGAGGAAGUUAGCUCUUCAGGGGGACAUCUGAGGACUGGAGUUUGAACCACAAACCUGGCUUCAGGGCCUGCCUUUCCCUCUUUUUCAUUUAUGCUCAUGCCCAACACAUUAGAGGACACUGCUUUAUUUAUUUUUAGAGAAACAGCACUGGAUCAGUCAUUGGAGCCCCUGAAAUUUGGACACAUAUUUUGGCUCCUUUGGAAGCCUGGAGGACUCAGUGGUUGGCAUAAUUAACACAUCAGGAACUGGGAGAGAAGCGGCUGGGGUCCCCUGUCGGGGGUCAGAACUAUAGGGAUGGCGUGCAAUGGCACAGCUGCUUCCUUCUGCUUGGACUCUACCGCGUGCAAGAUCACCAUCAGCGUGGUCCUCAUGGUCCUCAUCCUCAUCACCAUUGCUGGCAAUGUGGUUGUCUGCCUGGCCGUGGGCCUGAACCGCCGGCUCCGCAAUUUGACCAACUGCUUCAUCGUGUCCUUGGCUAUCACUGACCUGCUCCUUGGCAUCCUGGUGCUGCCCUUCUCUGCCAUCUACCAGCUGUCCUGCCAGUGGAGCUUUGGCAAGAUCUUCUGCAACAUCUACACCAGCUUGGAUGUGAUGCUGUGCACGGCCUCCAUUCUCAACCUCUUCAUGAUCAGCCUGGACCGGUACUGUGCCGUCAUGGACCCACUGCGGUACCCCGUGCUGGUCACCCCCGUUCGGGUCGCUAUCUCUCUGGUCUUAAUUUGGGUCAUCUCCAUUACCCUGUCAUUCCUGUCUAUCCACCUGGGGUGGAAUAGCAGGAAUGAGGCCAGCAAGGUCAAUCAUACCAUCCCCAAGUGCAAAGUCCAGGUCAACGAAGUGUAUGGGUUGGUGGAUGGGCUGGUCACCUUCUAUCUGCCUCUGCUGAUCAUGUGUGUCACUUACUACCGCAUCUUCAAGGUGGCCCGGGAUCAGGCCAAGAGGAUCAAUCACAUCAGCUCCUGGAAGGCAGCCACCAUCAGGGAGCACAAAGCCACAGUGACACUGGCUGCCGUAAUGGGGGCCUUUAUCAUCUGCUGGUUCCCCUACUUCACCGUGUUUGUGUACCGUGGGCUGAAAGGGGAUGAUGCCAUCAAUGAGGUGUUUGAAGCCAUUGUUCUGUGGCUGGGCUAUGCCAACUCAGCCCUGAACCCCAUCCUGUAUGCUGCCCUGAACAGGGACUUCCGCACCGGGUACCAGCAGCUCUUCUGCUGCAGGCUGGCCAGCCGCAACUCCCACAAAACCUCUCUGAGGUCCAACAACUCUCAGCUGUCCAGGAGCCAAAGCCGAGAACCCAGGCAGCAGGAAGAGAAACCCCUGAAGCUCCAGGUGUGGAGUGGGACAGAAGCCACAGUCCCACAAGGAGCCACAGACAGGAAGCCAGCGCUGGCCUGCACCAUGUGCCCCAGCAACCUCCUGAGCUGCUGCAAGAGACUGUGGGGACUGAGGUUCCUUCAGAGACACACAGGAGGCCCCUUGGAGGAGCCUUCGGAGGAGCUGCUGUCCGAGCAGCCACUGAGGACACCACUCCAGGAAGUAAUGAGGACGCUACCCUCCAAGACUGUCUAGACCCAGCUCCAGGACACUGAAGAGACUGCUCCCAGUUCCCCAAAUGUGACUCCUGGAGACCCCAAAGUCACCAAGAACCACCCCCUGGCCUGAGUCUGCAGGCUCCCAGAACACACAGCUGGGCACCGGGGUCUUUGGGCCUAGGGAAGAGCAGCCUGUGCUGUGCUCAGCAUUCCCAGACAGGUGCUCGGAGCUCCUCUGGACCCGGUGGGCUGAAUCUCAUAGGAUCAAAGCUCAUGUUGGUGCUGGCCCCAGGAAUCAUGAGCAGAGAUGACGGGAAGGAUGGGGAUGUGCGCAUAUGUGUGUGCAUGGAUGUGUACGUGUAGGAAUAUGCAUGUCCCUGAGCAAGGCAGAGAGUAUCGCUAUAAAGCACUGACCUCUCACUCCCUCAGGGGUUCUGCAGGAGGAAGGAAAGGAAAGGAAAACACAGGGAAGGGAAAGGAAGCAAAGCCAGGGACUUUGCCUGCGUGAGCUCUUGUAAUCUUUAUAACAAAGUGUGCUUAUAGUAAGGAUCAGGAUCCACCUUUAAAGAGGUGGAAACUGAGGUUCAGAGAAGUAUAGGACCUGCCCAAGGCCACUCUACUAAAAAGAGUGCCUGGCACAUGGGAGGCACCAAAUAUAUAUAUAUAUAUUAAAUGGAUGAAAAGUAGGAUGAUGGUUGAAAAGCCAGGCGUUGGCCCAUGCUGCUGACACUACGCUACACUGCCUCUCAGGAGAGAGGGCAAACAAUCCCUCGACUCAGUCUGUCCUCCUCCAAGCAAGACUUAGACCCAAGGAGAUAGGGAGGAGCCAGCCCCUAGAGAUGCGGGUGUGGACAGGCUUCUGUCCAAAGGGCUCCACAGCAGCAUCUCUGUUGGCCAACCCCGCCCCCCCACCACCCAGUCUUCCUUGGUUUCCAAGAACCCUCCUGGUCUUCCCCCAUCUGUCUAUCCUAGCUUUUUCAUCCCUUUUGUAACUCGUGGUCCUCUACCUGGCCAUUUAAUGAGGCCAUUCCCCAAGGCUCCAUCCUCAGUCUUCCCUUCUUGCUGCAUUGUCUGCACAGCUGUGACCUCAGUUAGGAGAUACCAGGAGGUUGCUCACAGGUUUGUAGCUGCAGGCCAGGCUCCUUCAGGGAGGCUUAGACACAUUGCUACCUAUGCAACAGCUCCACCUGGAUGUUUCAUGCACAGCCACACUCAACCUCUCCCAGCCCUGCUGUGCCCCUGGGUUCCCCGGGCUUUCCCUUGCUCCUCGCAGUCAGCCCUCUCAGUGUCCUGGUCCCCACGGGUACCGCUGUCUUCUUGGUUCUCUCCAUCUGCCCUGGUUUCCCUUGAUCUGACUGCCAUUGUCUCCCUCACAACAGCUUCUGACACCUCUUCGGGCAUCUCCCUCACCCCUUCAUCCAGUCCAUUCUGCACUGGAAAGUCACAGUGGGCUGUGCCGAAUGCAAGCCCGAGUGUGCCACAUGCACAGAGAAGGCAGUCUUCAGUGUGGCCAGUGGGCCUCCUCCUGCACCAUGUCCCCAUCACUCCACUCGGCCCUUCUGACUCUUCCUUUUUGUGCAUUUAACUCGCUGUGUUCUGUCCAGCCGUCAGGCUGCACACAGUGCAGUUUCCACCACUUGAAAUGUUCUUAGCUGUGCUUUGGGCCAGUUAAAUCCAUGAGAUUUCAGCUCACAUGUCACUUCCUUGAGAAUAUCUUCCUUGACCCUCCAUACUAGGUCAGACCACUGCCAUACCCCUUCCAAACUUUCCUUAGAAGGCAUUGGUGUAGUUGUCAUGUGGCAGUCAUUGUGUGGCAUUCCUUGAAUUGUGUCUGUCUCCUACUCACAAGGCCGUGGGUCCUGCCUAUUUCUGUUGGCCAUUGUUUGUCUAGCCCCUAGAAGAGUGUUUGUCACAUAGUAGGAGUUUAAGAAAUGCCUAUUGGGUGAAUGAGCAGAGAAAGAGUGCGGACAGUGGACGAAGCAGAGCCUUUAAGCAUCUUAUCUGCUAAUAAACCGGAAGGCGUGAUUUGCCCUGGCGACUCCCAGAGAUGCUUAGUCUCUUAGCUGAAUUCUUUCCAGACUCCCUAGAAAUCUCUCCUUGGGAGUUUUCCCAGGAAUCUGAGGCAAGAGGGUCUCUCAGUCACAGCUACAUAGUUGGAGGCAUAAGACCUUGAGUGGAGACAAAGCAGCCUGGCUCAUCCCAGACCUGCUGGUCAGUACUUCAACCAAGGUGCCACACCCUGUCGCUGCAGAGGGCUCCUGCAACGGUGUCUCCAGGCUGCCGUUGCUCCCCCCGGGAGGCCUCCUAAAGACACUACUGGCUGCAGAAGUGGGGUGCAUACUGCUUGGUGGAGGAACAUCUGUGGUGGGACCCCGAAUCUAUGUUUGAGUUACCAUCCCGUUCCAAUAAAACU
Nycticebus coucang (slow loris) is the source of this 4490-nucleotide messenger RNA. It is a transcript of the gene HRH2, whose product is annotated as histamine receptor H2. Bases 846 to 2114 code for a protein of 422 amino acids. The record is from RefSeq and is a predicted model, not a curated record. Gene Ontology annotation, cellular component: dendrite; membrane. The transcript has 4 exons. Gene Ontology annotation, biological process: positive regulation of vasoconstriction; gastric acid secretion; chemical synaptic transmission. Gene Ontology annotation, molecular function: G protein-coupled serotonin receptor activity; histamine receptor activity; neurotransmitter receptor activity. Lineage: Eukaryota; Metazoa; Chordata; Mammalia; Primates; Lorisidae.